AUGGCAAAUGAGAUAUCGGGAACGGAAGGAGGCCAAGAGAAGGAGACGUGGACAUAUUUACCCGACAGCAGCGAUGAGGAGAGCGCCGCACAUGAUGCACAGCCAUCGUCAAAGCCUUCUUCAGCACAUGAUGGAACUGAUGAGACUGCGACAGAUUCGGAACCGGAUUCUGCAUUCUUGAGUGAUUCAACAACAACAGCUCGAACUACGCCUCCUAAAUACCAUUUGUGGUCACGUGAUGCUGCAUAUACCGAACUCCGUCGUCGAGAAUUUAUGGUUGGCUUACACAAACGCGGUGUUCCUGUGAAACAUGAUGCAAAAGAUGCAUCUAUGGAUACCGGCUAUGCUUGUAAUGUCUCAGCGGAUACAUCCUUUAGUGGGGACAAAUACAACGACGAUAGUGAUAGCAAUGAAGCCGACGAUGUAACCGAUGAGAUGUUGCAGGCACGCGUAGCAAAGAACGCUCAGAUAAUACGUGAGCAGUCAAUUCCCAGCACCGCCUUCAGUCGAGGCUGGAAAAAAGAUUAG
This is a messenger RNA of Sphaeroforma arctica JP610, 528 nucleotides long. RefSeq lists its product as hypothetical. The transcript is spliced from 3 exons. The coding region runs from base 1 to 528 and encodes 175 amino acids. NCBI's taxonomy places the organism in Eukaryota, Ichthyosporea, Ichthyophonida. The record is from RefSeq and is a predicted model, not a curated record.